AUGGUUAUCUGCUUCAUCUGUGGAAGAUCAUUGUUCCCGUCCAACCAGUCAGCGACCAUCCGCAGGCCUUUCCCUCUGGCUCAUGGAACAACGACCCUUGGUUUCAUUUUCCAAGAUGGCGUCAUAGCUGCUGCAGACACACGUGCCAGUGCCGGGGGGCUUGUUGCGAGCCCGACUGUUAAUAAGAUUACCCCCAUUCACUCCCACUUGGUGGCCACCUCCUCUGGUAGUGGUGCAGACUGCAUGUUGUGGGAGCGACUUUUGACCAGAGAGCUCAGACUGUACCAGCUGCGGAACCGACGGCGCCUGUCGAUAUGUGGCACUGCUAAACUCUUAUCAUUCAUGCUGCAUCCCUUUAAAGGGACUGAUGUGUGUGUGGCCCUGACACUGUGUGGCUGGGACACGGGAGCAGGUAGCACAGACUUAUCCUCUCUGAUCGAUGACAGCUCCUCGGUUGCUGUUAGUAGCCAAGGUGAUACUAACAGUGGCCCAAAGCUGAUAUACGUGUGCAGUGAUGGAGCCCGACUGCAGGGGGAUGUCAUCUCUGUGGGCUCAGGUUCUCCGUAUGCUUAUGGCAUCCUGGACAGCGGACUCAGGGGGAGCCUGAGCAAAGACGAGGCCUUCUCCCUGGCAAGAGAGGCUGUGUUCAGAGCCACGCACAGGGACGCCUACUCAGGAAACAACGUGGAUCUCUUCCACAUCACAGAGCAGGGAUGGAAGCAGAGAGAGAGGGAGGAACUGAAAGAUGAAUAUUAUAGAGACAUGAAAAGGAAGGCAAUGAUAGUGGAGGAAAGAAAGAGAGUGACUGGAUUAAAAGUUCCUACAUAA
Messenger RNA from Platichthys flesus (European flounder), 828 nucleotides. RefSeq names its product proteasome 20S subunit beta 11a (gene psmb11a). The transcript has 2 exons. Lineage: Eukaryota; Metazoa; Chordata; Actinopteri; Pleuronectiformes; Pleuronectidae. Gene Ontology annotation, cellular component: proteasome core complex. The coding region runs from base 1 to 828 and encodes 275 amino acids. The record is from RefSeq and is a predicted model, not a curated record.